Messenger RNA from Glarea lozoyensis ATCC 20868, 711 nucleotides. RefSeq lists its product as uncharacterized. NCBI's taxonomy places the organism in Eukaryota, Fungi, Ascomycota, Leotiomycetes, Helotiales, Helotiaceae. Gene Ontology annotation, cellular component: membrane. Gene Ontology annotation, molecular function: phosphotransferase activity, for other substituted phosphate groups. Bases 1 to 711 code for a protein of 236 amino acids. The record is from RefSeq and is a predicted model, not a curated record. The transcript is spliced from 4 exons. Gene Ontology annotation, biological process: phospholipid biosynthetic process.
AUGUCGAAACGAACGAGUUCUAAUGUCGUCUCCAAGGCGAAGAGCGAGCCUAAUGUCGAAGAACAGAAACAGAUGCUCGCGGAUGACACGAGACAUUUCAGUAUGAUCCGCAUGCUGCAUCUCGCGGAUUUGAUUACCGAGUUGAAUGGCUUCUGCGGUGUCAUGUCCAUCUUCUCAUCCAUGAGAUACUGUCUCGGUCCCCCAUCCGCAACGGCGAAUCUGUGGGCCGCGCUGGCGUUUAUGCCGUUUGGAUUAUUUUUCGAUUUUAUGGAUGGCAAGGUUGCGAGGUGGAGGAAGAAGAGUAGUCUUAUGGGACAGGAGUUGGAUUCGUUGGCGGAUUUGGUCUCCUUCGGCGUCUCCCCCGCCGCCGCCGCCUUCGCAAUCGGCAUCCGCACUCCCCUCGACCACCUCUUCCUCACAUUCUUCGUGCUCUGCGGCCUCACGCGUCUGGCGCGUUUCAACAUCACCGUCGCCAACGUCCCCAAAGACGCCACGGGCAAAUCCAAGUACUUUGAGGGCACGCCGAUCCCUACCUCGCUCAGUAUUGCAGGGCUAAUGGGGUAUUGGGUUUCCAAAGGAUGGAUUGGUGAUAAUAUCCCAAUGGGUGUGGUGGGCCAGGGAACGAUUUUCGAGUUCCAUCCUGUGGUGGGACUGUUUGUGCUUUGGGGCGCGAUGAUGUGUAGUAAGAGUAUUCAUAUUCCUAAGCCUUAG